AUGGUUGAUCACGGUGAGACAACGAGGAAAGAUCGUCCAUAUUCUCGUGAAAAAGAAUAUGUGACAUUGGAUCAGUUAUUUCAAUACCUACAAUCUUUUAUCAUUGUACAAUGGAUUCUUAACAUAUACAAUGAAAUCAAGCAUAGUAAUAAAAAUGUGGAGGAAACAUUUGAUAAAGUUGAAGAAGGAUUCAAAAGAGCGUAUGUUCAUUCAAUGGAUCUUUACAAUCGAUAUCAGGAGAUUAAUGUGAAUGAUCAAACAAAGCAUUUACUGGAAACCAUGCUUACAUUUGGUGUGGGUAUUAUGGUGAUAAUGAUACGACUUAAUCUAACAAUCUUAAUUGCCAUAGUUACUAUGCUCUUCAACGCCAUAUUGAAUGGAAAAACAGCAAUGGAGCAUGCCUCCAAAUCAACAUCGAAUGCACAAGAAACAGCUCGACAGUUGGUAACCGAUUUAUCUGAAAAAGUGCAGCAAAUUUCACGAGUUUCGACGGGGAAAGUUGAGGAACAAGCAAAUCGCAUUUUGGAUGAGGCGAACAGGAUAGCCCAUUCGACAAUGGGUGUAUCACUGGAAAGCGAUAAUACCGAAAAAACACCCUGGAAUCGUUUCCAAGAUCUUAGUCAUCGUAUUUUAGAAAAUUCGAAGAACUGUGUUGGAGGAUUCUGUUGGGCACAAUUUGAUGCACAAAGCAUUGUACAAUGCUUGAGUGAUUCCAUUUCGCUGGCUGACAUUGUACGUAAAAAUAAGUCGUGGGUGGCUGGUAAGGUUGGGGAGGUGCGGACAUCACUGAAUGAACUGAAGGUAUUUUUGGAGACGGAAGGAAAAUGCUUGAAAAAGAAUCCCGAAGAGAUGCUAAUGCGCUAUUUGCAACGAACUUCAUCUGUUUUACCUGAGCGACUUUGCAUGUUGGAAAAAACAACUGGAAAAGUAUUGAAUGAACAGGCUACAAAUAAACUUGUUACUUUAAUAUCUUAUAUCGAAAAAUUGAAUGAAAAGUUGAUGGAAGCUGACAAUGUGCACGAAUUGAAAGAUGAAGUCCUCAAGGAGGCACAUGACCGUCUAGUUGAUUUGCUGCAAUGGUUAACAGAUCACAUUAACUGCAAUGAUAGUAGUCAUACAGGAAAUUCGGAAUCGUUCGAUGAUGAAUUAAACUAA
Cercopithifilaria johnstoni is the source of this 1155-nucleotide messenger RNA. Lineage: Eukaryota; Metazoa; Nematoda; Chromadorea; Rhabditida; Onchocercidae. The record is from the annotation of a GenBank genome assembly.